UUGACACUGAUCAGGACCCCACUGGAUCCACUGGUGUGGCAGAAAUCAGGGACACUUUAUGAACAGGCACACUGUAAGGUGAUCAGGGACACUGAUUGGGCCACUGUAUGGUGAUCAGGGACACUGCUGGGCCACUGCGGUGAUCAGGGACACUGCUGGGCCCACUUGUGUGGGCGAUCAGGGACACUGGGGCAAUCAGGGACACUGUGGCGAUCAUUGACACUGCUGGACCACUUGUGCGGCGAUGAUCAGGACACUGCUGGGCCACUUGUGUGGCGAUCAGAAACACUGCUGGGCAACUGCAGUGAUCAGGGACACUGCGGUGAUCAGGGGCACUGCUGGACCACUUGUCUGGCGAUCAGGGACACUGCUGGCCAACUUGUGUGGUGAUCAGGGACACUGCUGGGUCACUUGUGUGGUGAUCUGGGCCACUGCGGCAAUCAGGGACACUGCGGUGAUCAGGGACACUGCCUGGACCACUUGUGCAGCAAUCGGGGACACUGCGGUGAUCAGGGACACUGCUGGGACACUGCGGCGAUCAGGGACA
Molecule: messenger RNA, 547 nt
Organism: Staurois parvus
Lineage: Eukaryota; Metazoa; Chordata; Amphibia; Anura; Ranidae
Source: the annotation of a GenBank genome assembly